Thrips palmi is the source of this 2525-nucleotide messenger RNA. RefSeq lists its product as uncharacterized. The record is from RefSeq and is a predicted model, not a curated record. The transcript has 7 exons. Lineage: Eukaryota; Metazoa; Arthropoda; Insecta; Thysanoptera; Thripidae. Bases 152 to 1390 code for a protein of 412 amino acids.
GCCCACUUUACACAGACCGAAACCCAAUUGCCAGUCAAUCGCGCGUGCGCUAGUGUCCACAAUGCCUGGCAAGGGAGUUGAUCCACAGCAUUUUCAAGACCUCACACCUACCGUCAAUACAUCCAAGACCUCAAUCACAUUCAUUUGAAAAAUGACGACCUCCUCGCAACUCCAAGACGAUCAGCAGGACGAAGGCAUCACGCCGGCCGCCACGGAUGUCCCCAUCCGCAUCCAUUAUCCGCCGGCCGGCCGAGAGUCACUCCCGGACGAAAUACGCGACCUGAUCGUCGACGACUCGUUCACGGCCCCCGGAGACUCCGGCGUCCCUCAGGACGUGAAGCCCGACUGGUUCGACGAGAAGCUCUUCCUGGAAGGGCAGCGCUAUGCCCGACAAAACUUCGUUGGAGUAUCUGUGGCCGCCCUGAUGGGCAUCUUUCUCGAGUACAGUUUUGCUGAUGGAAUGGAUCCGCUCAUCUCUACUUCAAAAUCCGACACUCCAGAAACUGCAGGAAGGCGUUACUUGGAUACUGUCUACAAGCUCCUGACGUGGUACUCGUCGGACCCGUUCGACCCUCAGUCUCGCGCCUACAAGAGCAUCCUGGGUGUCCGACGCGCACACGCAAGGGUCCGAAAAGACCUCGCCGAUAUUUCACCAGAGGAACGCGACGCAAAGUUCACCAUCGGGAAAGGCCAACCCGUGGACCUGCUCUGCUCGAAUACGCAUCUCAUCAAGCAGUCCUUCCGGUCGAUCUCGAGCGGCACGCUGUCGUGCCCCGUCGUCAGCAAAGUCGGCCCGGUCAAGGGGGAGGUGUCCUGGGAAUGGGACCGCGUCCGGCGGGCGUACCUGAGCCAGGGCGAGAUGAUGGUGACGCAGUGGGCGCUCCUCGCCCCCUUCAUACUGAGGCCCGAGCUGUUCGCCGCGCCCUACGUAACGGCCAGAGAGCUCGAGGCAUUUUCGCACGUGUGGGCGGUGUUUGGAUACUGCUUAGGCAUUGAGGAUCGUUUUAACUGCGCACUGGGUGACCUGGAGACGGUCCAAAAGCGAGCCGAACUGAUCCUGCGGCUUGUGAUAGUCCCACACCUCCGCACUAUGGACGUGAAGAGCGUCACUCACUGGGAGCACAUGAUGACAUGCAUCACCGAAGGCCUCACGGAGCACAUACCUACUCCCUCCUUCAGGGCCAGCCUGGCCUACGUGACCGAAGAUCUGCUGGGACAGAAAACCAACCUGAGCAAGACCCUCGCCUGGUCGGACACCCUACAGUUGUGGGCCAUGCGUCUGGUGUUACGCUACUUGCCGCUCUGUGCGACUUCGUACUCGACCACCUUAAGUCGCGCAGCAACGCUCUUGGUGCGCCGCAGUCGCAGUGCGUAUCGGAGCGGCAGAUGACAGAGACGAACGAUCACUGCACGCUAAAUGUCUAUGGAGAAUUUUUCACUCGUGUGUAAUUUGCACGAUUUCGUGCAUACGGUGGAAUUUACAUAGUAUGCGUUGCAUAAAUUUAUGCCAAUUUGAGCACAAUUUUAUACAAAACAUCACUCAAGUUAAAGAUUAUACAAGUUAUACAAAAUUGUACGUAAACAUUUAGUGUGUGCUGUCAAGUAGAAAUUGGAAGUCCGUUACUCAGCAAACUGAAGAGUGUGCACACUCUCAUUCCAUUCGUGGUGACACAAAUGUGACACAAUGUGAUGCAAAGUAUGUGACAUUUUGUCACAUACGUUUCAACGUGAUGCCAUGUUCCUGAAAUGAGAAUACAUGGUUGAUUCUCAAAAGAAUCAACCUGAAGGUUGACGCAACGUCUUCUUCGACCUGCCCUAAUAGAAUAAUCCUAACUGCCAGAGUAGAUCCAUGAUAAUCCUGUCAGAGCAGAUUCAAGACAAAUGCAAACUGUUAGUGUCAAUUCAGAACUAUCCAAACUGCACAUGACGUGAAAAGCGGUCUUUUCUCAAAGUUCGUGACGCCAACUGUGUGUACACUCCUCAGUUUUCAGAGUAUUACAACUCAUUACGUUAGUGAUAUUAUAUGUUAUUUUAUGUAAUUAGAUACGUAAGAAAUAUUGUCACUCAACGUAAGCCUCCCAGAGGCGGAGAUUCCGGUAACUUUUGGGAAUAUAAAGUCAAAUCAAAACUGUUCUAAAUAUGGACAUUCUGCCCCAACGUGCUUCCUGUUGGCUGCUGGAUUGGUCACAAAUAUAUUCAUUGCAUUUAUAUGUUUCCCCGCCGCUGGGGUAUGUCCAACCCUGCCUACCACCCUCUAAUCAGGUAGGACUUGUUUUUCUUUCACAUUAGAGUUCUAAUAGUAUUCAGUCAGUUUUUAAAAUUGAUAUUCGGGUAAAAAAAACACACAAUAAAUUAGUGAGUUUACCUUUCGGUCAAAAUAAGGCCUAAACAGUGGAUCUAAAUGAAAAUGUCUUUAAAGCUAUUCAACUUGUAAUCAUCUUAAGCAGCUUUUCCUCUUUGAACAUUUUUCAGCGUAUGCAACAUUAUGUGACAAGGAGAAAGCUCAAUAAAAUAAUGUUCAAUGA